Messenger RNA from Fusarium musae, 1044 nucleotides. RefSeq lists its product as uncharacterized. The record is from RefSeq and is a predicted model, not a curated record. Gene Ontology annotation, biological process: proteolysis. The transcript has a single exon. The coding region runs from base 1 to 1044 and encodes 347 amino acids. Gene Ontology annotation, molecular function: aspartic-type endopeptidase activity. NCBI's taxonomy places the organism in Eukaryota, Fungi, Ascomycota, Sordariomycetes, Hypocreales, Nectriaceae. Gene Ontology annotation, cellular component: fungal-type vacuole.
AUGGUCAAGGUCGGCGUCGGCAAGCCUGAGCAGGACUUCCUCCUUCUCUUUGACACUGGAAGUGCCUCAACUUGGAUGAUCGACAGCGAGUGCGCCACAGAGUGUCUUCAUUCCAGAAAGGGCCGAGUCGGAUAUAACUUCACCGCAUCUUCUACUGGCAAAUACACAGGAGAGUCCGCUUCCAUUGACUAUCUCGGAGGAAAGGUCGUUGGUCCGACCGUGGAGGAGCGCUUUGAGGCAGAUGGCUUAACUUGGCAAUCCAAGUUUAUUGCAGCCAACGAGAGCAACUGGUCUGCGCUGGCCGCUGCAGGCUUCAUGGGAAUGGCCUUUGGCAGCAUCACUGAUGGCGGCGCUACACCCGUUUUCGAGACUCUUAUGGCGGAGAAGAAGAUGGACGAACCCCGAUUCGGUCUUUACUAUUCGAGAGAAGACGGCGAUGAUACCCACGGCAAGGCAGGAAAGGGUGUCCUCACCCUGGGAGGGUCCAAGGAGAAAGAGUACAUCGAUGGCGACUUGAUCGAGAUUCCUAUUAACACCAACCUCAACGACUACGAUGUCUGGCGAUCCGUUCUCCACAGCACUACAGCCUCAAGAAAGGGAAAGAACUGCUCUGCGAACAAGACCAAGGUUGACCUUGAUAUUUCUGUUGUAUUUGAUACUGGAGCUUCUGGUAUCACUGUUCCCGAGUCCAAGAUCGAGGAGAUUUACGAAUCCAUCGGCAUGAAUUGGACGGCGAUUCUCAAGGGCGAGCACAUUCCCCUGUGUAGCGAGUUCACCAAGGACUGGUCUAUUGCCUUCGAGGUUGGCUACUACGGAGACAGCAAGUUCCUCAACAUCACUGGCGAUCAACUGGCUCUUCCUGGCUUUGCCAACAGAGACGAUGCUUGCUGGCCGCCAAUGGAUUCUGGCGCUGAGGGAUUUGCCUUGAUUGGCUCUCGUUUCCUGAGGAACUUCUACACCGUCUGGGACUACGGUGUUUUCCCCGAGGAGGCUGGUUUCAUCCGUCCCACCCUAUCUUUCGGCUACUUGAAGGACGGCAAAUAG